CUCUGCCCCUGCGCGGGCCUCGCCCGCUGGAGCGCUGCCGGCGCCGCGCGAGCUGGGGAGACGAGGAAGCUGCUGCGCCCUGGGGCCGCUGCUGCUGGACCCUUAGCGCGCGCGCGCCGAAGUGGCUGCAAAAACGCCGUCACGAGCUCAGCGUCGCCCCUGGCGCCUCUGGUGUGGGCGGGAAGUUUGUCUUUUUCUGCUUGCCGUCACUACGUUGUCCAUAAGGUAGAGGCGCUGCUGCAGGAAGGAGCGGAGUCCCGCCCCCCCCACCCACCCCCGCACAGGAAUGUCUGAAAGUCAGGGGACAAACAAUGGAAGCCACACCAGCAAGAUUGGUUCCAACAGUGGCAGCUCUGCUGUGUGCUUUGGGCAGUACCGGUAUACGGCAGCUGAAUACCUGGCCAUCCAGAAUGCCCUGCGUCAGAGGCUGGGUCCGGAGUACAUCAGCAGCCGGCAGGCUGGUGGAGGACAGAAGGUUUGUUAUAUUGAGGGUCACAGGGUCAUCAGUCUGGCCAAUGAGAUGUUUGGCUACAAUGGCUGGGCUCAUUCGGUCACUCAGCAGAAUGUUGAUUUUGUUGAUCUCAACAAUGGCAAAUUCUAUGUGGGAGUUUGUGCAUUUGUGAAAGUCCAACUCAAGGAUGGAUCGUACCAUGAAGAUGUGGGUUACGGAGUGAGUGAGGGCCUGAAGUCUAAGGCAUUGUCCCUAGAAAAGGCAAGGAAAGAAGCAGUGACGGAUGGACUGAAGAGGGCACUCAAGUGCUUUGGAAAUGCUCUUGGGAACUGCAUUCUGGACAAAGACUACCUGCGAUCAGUGAAUAAACUUCCUCGUCAGCUGCCUCCUGAGUUGGAUUUGGCCAAAGCAAAAAGGCAAGACUUUGAGCCUGCAAUAGAGAAGGCUAGAUACAGUAGCUGUCUGCAGAAGCAGAGUGCAUGGCAACCCCAGCACUGUGAGAGCAUGUCCCCAUGCAAACCUGGCCAGGAGGCGGCUUCCUUAAGCACAGCUGAGCAGGAGCAGCAAAACAGCUCCAGACAUAGCAUCACCUUAGUCUGUGGGAGUGAUGCCACUUACCAGCGGAAGUUACGGCAGAAGCAGCUUCAGCAGCAGUUCCGGGAGCAAAUGGAGAAAAAACAGCUGACAGUAGCCAAUCCAGUCAGCAAACAGAUAGCAUCUCAUCCCUCACUGGUGAAACACAGCACUCCAGCACAACAGGAACCAACUGCAGAAGAGGAGUUCUUUGCAGAUGACCCUGAGCUUUGGGACAUCCCCCUGGAGACCACUGCUCUCAGUGAUACAGAGAGCCACCGAAAAGCAGUUGUAGCAGCCCAGGCUCCUGCAACACCUCUUGGACACUAUCACAUGACGACUCGCAGCAAGACCCCUCAAACAAUGAACCAUAAGAAACCACAAAUGAGAGCUGCACCAUGGCAGGUGUCCCCUAGGCACAGGCCGUACAGCCCCUCUUCCAACCAAGGUGCACCAGGAUGAAGAGAAAGGAGAAACUCUGGACACUGUGGAGGAUUCCAGCUCCAGCCCUGUAGCAGUAAAAAUGAACCAGAGCGGCAGGCAGGCAGUCUGCCAGUCUCUUAUACACAGGGUGCAGAUCAUGAAGAGAGCUGAAGCACAGGUGCAACUCAAUGGACACUACUCGCAAGAACUCUCCAGUCUCAGGCGCAUGGUGUGCAUGUCUACCCCAGUGGAAUGCACAUAGGGUCCAGCACUCAAAGAAGAACCGUUCUUCCUCAAAAUACAGGGAAGAUGCUCACCAGUGCUGUAUCUGCAUACCUUGGACACCUGCCUCUCAACCAGGGUUAAGAGGCUUGCACAACAAUUAUCGCUGGCUUGCUACUAAGGUUACAACAGGGACAGCAUCUGGGAUAACCCAGGUGUGCUGAACGGGUAUGUCUGACAAAAAUCAUCAAAAACCUCAUGAGCGAAAUCACCAUCUCACUACUCAACAAAGCUAGAAGCCAAAACCACUAACUGAAACAAAUGAAGUGGCUCUCUGUUACUCACUUCCCUAGACAUCUCUCUUCAGGACCCUCAUACCUGGAAAGAACAUCAACCUCUCCAAAUCUCGGCUGGAAUGGCUCUUGUUACGAUAUUGAAAAAGACAGACAACAUACUUAUUACCUGUAGCAACUGAGCAAUGUGCUACUGGAGUGAGUAAUGCUAUCCCCUCUCCCAGCACUGCCUAGAAAACAUGAAACCCUCUCCCCACCUAUAGUACCUAAUAAUAGGGGUGUAAUCAUUAGGAGCAAGGAGCCCCAUGCAGCAAUACAGAUGAAGGGGAAGAGAACAGAGGGCCUCUCACAAACAUAUGUGGUGGGAGUUCAAAAGGAACAGAGUAAGAGGACCAUACCGGGUAGUGUGCUAAGGAAAAUGUGAUCGAACAAUGAGAAUUUCAAGCAUGUGUAAUAUGAAAGAGACCUGGAACAAUUAUCUGACAAGGCAGCAAAGCAAGUGAAAGGGUGAAGUUGGAACCCAUAUAAACAGGCAAGAGUGACAAAGCAAAAGGUACUGAAGAGGAGGUACCAAAACAGACAGCAAGAUCACCACAUUCCAUAGUCAAGAGUUCAUGCAGGAACAGCACCUCUCAACCCCUUCCUGAUGGCCAGUCAUCUGCACCCUCCUGCUCAAUACAUUUAUAUAUUGUAUACCCAGUUACAUUUUGGUCUGGAAUUACAGCUCAUACCCUGAUGUAUCCAUGAUAAUCCACAGACACGGGUUUAGGAGAGAGAGGCACAUUUAGUCAAGAGAUACCGGAGUGCGUAUUCCUCUGUAAAUGUGCAAUGGGAUUUACAAACAUUUUGAAAUGCUUCCUUUGAGUAGUUUCUGUUGUCUACGAAGUGAUUUUGUUAAUUUAGGAGCACCUGUCUCAGCCUCACAGCAGGGACAGAGUAGGAUUAACCUGUGCUGUAAAACAUGAGCUAAUAAAUAAUAAUACAGGGCUCAUUUCUUAUCAACAGCAUCUUAUUAAACAUUCUCAGGG
Molecule: messenger RNA, 2990 nt
Organism: Caretta caretta (loggerhead turtle)
Lineage: Eukaryota; Metazoa; Chordata; Testudines; Cheloniidae
Source: RefSeq, a predicted model, not a curated record